This is a messenger RNA of Triplophysa dalaica, 1555 nucleotides long. It is a transcript of the gene nr0b1, whose product is annotated as nuclear receptor subfamily 0, group B, member 1. NCBI's taxonomy places the organism in Eukaryota, Metazoa, Chordata, Actinopteri, Cypriniformes, Nemacheilidae. The record is from RefSeq and is a predicted model, not a curated record. The transcript is spliced from 2 exons. Bases 92 to 883 code for a protein of 263 amino acids. Gene Ontology annotation, biological process: negative regulation of transcription by RNA polymerase II. Gene Ontology annotation, cellular component: cytoplasm; nucleus. Gene Ontology annotation, molecular function: transcription corepressor activity; transcription factor binding.
CACGCGGAUCUCAGCCUUGCAUGGACAUCUCUACGCGUAAAGCUCAUCCCGGUUUCAUCAACGAAACAUAACUCUCCACAGCACCAACAGCAUGGCUUACUUUGACAGCAGCUGUCACUGCAGCAGCGAAAGAAGACAAAACAGUAUUUUGUACAGCAUUUUAAAGAACGACAGUCAGUCUGCGCAACUUGGGAACCAGCCGAGGACCCCGAGGCUCGCCGUCUCCAUGCGCGCUUGCGCGUGCGGAUCCAAGAGGAAGGUCUCCUUGCGCUCCCCUCAAACCACAUGCAAAGCAGCCUCCGCUGUUUUGGUGAAGACCCUGAAGUUCGUGAAGAACGUACCGUGUUUUCGGGAGCUGCCCGUGGAUGACCAGCACACGCUGGUGCGCAGCGGCUGGGCGCCACUGCUGGUGCUCGGGAUGGCGCAGGACAGGGUAGACUUUGAGACUUCGGAGACGCCAGAACCGAGUAUGUUACAGCGGAUUUUAACAAGCGGACAGGACAAGCUGGAGAACCAGAGUAAUGGCGGGGUGGCGUUGACAGAUGUGCAGGGUAUUAAAAUGUUUCUGAGGAAAUGCUGGGGACUUGAUAUAAGUACGAAGGAGUACGCGUAUCUGAAAGGAGCGAUACUGUUCAACCCAGAUGUUGCAGGGCUACAGUGUCAACAUUACAUCCAGGCUCUGCAGAGCGAGGCGAACCAGGCGCUCAAUGAAUACGUGAAGAUGAUUCACCGCGGAGACAGCGCAAGAUUCGCUAAACUCUUCCUCGCGCUCUCCAUGCUCAGAUCCAUCAACGCCAACGUGGUGGCCGGUCUGUUCUUCAAACCGGUCAUCGGAGCAGUAAACAUGGAGGAACUUCUUCUUGAGAUGUUUUAUGGAAAAUAAAACGGUCACAGUGGACAGACUUUGAAAAUGACUGAUAUUUUACACAUGCUAUUUUUGUACGUUCUAUAAGAUCUCUCUCUCUCUCUUUGCCUCUGAGUUGAACUCAUCGCUGAAUCCAAAGUUGAUGAUGACGUUUUUCCAUUUUGGGGAAAGAACUUUGUUUACUUAAGUUUGUUUGUUUACUUGUGGCUUGCUUGUUUAUUUGCUUUUCUUUGUGACAUCGUGCAGCCCUCGAUGAAUGUUUUCAUGGGUGACACUUUACAAUAACAGUCUGUAACCGAAAUGAAUGUGUUGAGUAUAAUGUUUACAAUGCAAUGUAUAUUUAAUGUAAAUAUAAAAUCGUAAUAUAUUAUCACGUUUCUUUACAUUUCUAACACAAUGGAUAUGAACUUAUCUGUUAACCAUGUCAUAAUGGAUGUUAGGGUAGUUACUGAAAGUUACUAUAAAGUGUUACCUAGGCCUAUAUUACAAAUCAUUGUACAUUUUUGUCACCUUAUGCAAUGAUAUUAUGGAACAGUGGGGACACUCCUUAAUGAUUUUCCACGACGUUAUAGACAGUUAUGUAUUUUUUGCAUCAUAAUAACAUGUAUUUCGAUAAACAAAAUGUCAGUGUGAUUACAGAUCAAAGCACAAAGAGACACAAUAAUGAAAAUAAAAGUAAAUAAUAAGUAA